Molecule: messenger RNA, 3941 nt
Organism: Cheilinus undulatus (humphead wrasse)
Lineage: Eukaryota; Metazoa; Chordata; Actinopteri; Labriformes; Labridae
Gene: kaznb
Product: kazrin, periplakin interacting protein b
Exons: 18
Coding region: 146-2698 (850 amino acids)
Molecular function (GO): protein binding
Source: RefSeq, a predicted model, not a curated record
CUCAUAUUGGCGUGAGCAGUGAGCGGCUGGAUUACACUCCUCAGCGGCAGAGGCGGCAGCAGCAGGACAGGUCCAGAGGAGAGCGGACAUCAUUAGCGAUCACACACCAGCUUCUACAUCUGAAGCGUGUGCGAGUGGGACAGCCAUGGAGGACACCCUUACCUGCAGCAGCCAUGCCACCUUCUCCCAGGUGUUUGGACGCCAGGGGCAGCUGAUGCAAGCAACAGUCCAGUCCCUGAACAGCCUGAAUGACCAAAUUGCUCAAUUCAUGGUGACCAGACCGUGUAGUCUGACGGAUGAGGAUGUGGUCUUCAUCCCUGGAGAGAGGGACACCUUGAAGAAGUCCAUGACCCUGAUGAGACACCUGCUCAUGGACGCUCAGGGGAAAAUCCUUAAAAUGAUGGAGGACAACAAACAGCUGGCACAGAGGAUUGAUGGGGCCAUCCAGUCCGCCAGCCAGGAAGUGACCAACCUCCGCUCCGAGCUCUCCGCCACCAGCCGCAGACUGGCAGAGCUGGGUGCCAGCAGCCCCCCCGGCUUGGAGAACCACCACCAGCACAACCACCACGAUGACAGCCUCCACUACCGGGAUCCAUCAGUGCAUCACAGACAGAAGACGAUGGUGACAGACAUGUGCUACACGACAGAGAUAUCCAGCCUGAUGGACUUUGGCACUCCAGACUGCUCGUUGGGAAAAGUGUUGCUGCGUGAGGAGGUGGCCCAGCUUCAGGAGGAGGUCCACCUGCUCAGGCAGAUGAAGGACAUGCUGAGCAAGGACCUCGAGGAGUCACAAGGCGGCUGCUCUGCAAACCUGCUCUCAGCCACCGAGCUCCGUGUGCAGCUGGGGGACAAAGAGCAGGAGCUGGACCGUGCCAAAGAGGCCUUACAAGCUAUGAAAGCAGACCGUAAGCGUCUAAAAGUGGAGAAAGCUGACCUGGUGAGUCAGAUGCAGCAGCUGUACACGACACUGGAGAGCAGAGAGGAGCAGCUGCGAGAGUUCAUACGUAACUACGAUCAACACAGAAAGGAGAGUGAGGACGCGGUGAAAGCUCUGGCGAAAGAGAAGGACAUGCUGGAGAGGGAGAAGUGGGACCUGAGGAGGCAGACCAAAGAAGCCACGGAGCAGGCCAACAUCCUCCGCUCUCAGAUGGACAUGAAGGAGAACCGGGUCAAAGAGCUGGAGGCUGAGCUCACCAUGGCGAAGCAGUCUCUGGCCACACUGACUAAAGAUGUACCGAAGCGCCACUCUCUCGCCAUGCCUACAGAGCCCGUGGUGAACGGCAGUCAGGAGUGGGUGAUGCAGGCCGACCUUCCACUAACCGCCGCCAUCCGUCAGAGCCAACAAACCCUGUACCACACUACAGACAGACAGGCCGUGGUAAGGAUCAGCCCCAGCCACUCCCGACAACCCUCUGUCAUCUCAGACGCCUCAGCCGCUGAUGGAGACCGUUCAUCCACGCCAAGCGACAUCAACUCACCUCGUCACCGGACCCACUCCCUCUGCAAUUCCAUGGAGGAUCUGGAGGACCAGAAGCGUAAGAAGAAGAAGGAGAAGAUGACUCUGGGAUCUCUGUCUCGGGUGUUCGCUCGGGGCAAGCAGCGCAAAUCACUGGACCCCGGCCUGUUUGAUGACUCUGACAGCACACAGCAGAGCCUGUCUGACGGAGAGGAGCAGCUGGACCGCCUCCAGCAGGCCGAGCUCACUCGAAACACGUGCAUGUCACUGUGGAGGGCAGGUGCAGUCCAGGCCUGGCUGGAGGUUGUCAUGGGGAUGCCCAUGUACAUGCGAGCCUGCUCUGAAAACGUCAAAAGUGGAAAGGUGCUGCUUGGGCUAACUGAUGAGGACUUGGAGCUGGGUCUGGGUAUCAGUAACCCCAUUCAUCGCAGGAAACUGAGACUGGCUAUUGAAGACUACAGGAGAGCUGAAGGAGACCAAGGACUUUCAAAAGCGUCUGAAAUGGACCAUUACUGGGUUGCAACAUCCUGGCUGAGUGAUGUUGGGUUACCUCAGUAUUCACAGACCUUCCAGACCCAUUUAGUAGAUGGACGAGUGCUGAACUCUCUGAGCCGCAGAGACCUUGAGAGAUUCCUCAACAUUGGUGACCAGAACCACCAAACCAGUUUACUCCUUGCAAUCCAGCUGCUGCAGAUGCUCAGUUUUGAUAAAGAGGCGCUGCAGGCACGGCGGCUAAAUUGUGAGAACCAAGACCUGGACCCCAUUGUUUGGACAUGUCACAGAGUAAUGAAGUGGGUCAGAGACAUAGACUUGAAGGAGUAUGCAGAUAAUCUUCAAGGCAGAGGGAUUCAUGGAGCGGUGUUGGCUCUGGACCCAUCCUUUGACACAGAUGCCAUGGCCAAAGCCCUGGGGAUCCCCAGCAACAAACACAUGCUUCACCGUCACCUGUAUGAAGAGAUGAAAUCACUCGCCAUCAUUAACAGCAAUUCAGAGCAAUGUGUUGAGGUCAACAGCUCCUCUUCACCUGUGGCCAUGAACCGCUUUACAGAGGAGAGGCUGUCUAUGAGAGUAACCAACAAGAGUCCGCUGCGGUUACGUGCCAACAGUCACUCUGCAGAGCGAGGUCUGGGCUUUCACGGCAGCUGCGGCUCUCUGCCCAGAGAGGCCCGGGUUCAGGCCAUCCCCCGGGCCAAAGGCAGCCCUGUGCACACCUACAAGAGUGUUGAAAUCACCAACGUCUGAAACAGCCCCAGCCAUCAUUCACAUUUUACAGUUGUUUACAUUGUUAUUGUAUUAUUGCUGUUUAACACUGAGGAUAUGUUGUUAUAGGGGUGUACCACUCAGUGGAACAAUUCAGAUGUAUUAUUAGCCUACCAAUGUAAAAAAAAAAUCUGAACAUAGAUCAAGUCAGAGAGCGUUUCAUGAACACGGUCCAUGUAGAUGUAAUUAGAUAAAAUCUAAAAUGAGUUUUACAUUGAAAGAUUAUAAAAGAACCGAACACAGUCGUUUCCUUUUGAUGCCUUAUAUAGAAGUAGCUCUCACUGCACUAUUGUUUUAUUAUUGCUUUUAUUUUGAACUAUUUCUAACCUGUUAGUCAAUGUAAAUCAUUGCUGCACAUGAGAACAUGGAUGAUUAUGCUUGUGGAGUUGGUAAAAAUGUUAUGACAUGCAUUAACUAGACCUGAAAUUCUGUUUACUGCAGUUUUACAUAAAAGGAUACAGUUUUGUUAUUCUAGGUAAUAGUGUAAACAUAAUUGACAUAAAACUCUGUGUUCAACUUCAUUUUAGGGUAAAAAAUAAACUCAUGGGAAAGCUCAAGAAAGACAGUUUGAGCUUUUAUUACACUGUGUAUUCCAGCACAUGACAGUCUUUAACACUGUCUUCUGAAAACUGUUUAAAAAUCCUCUUCUAAUUAGUGUUAUGUAAUCUAUAUAUUAAAGAACAACUUUAUAUUUCAAUUUAAUGUAACUGUUGAUGAAAAUUUUUGAUUGCAACUAAUACUGUGUAGCUAAAAAAAUUCUCAAUGUUGCUAUUGAAAAUGCUAACCUGUAAAAUUUAAGCAAACAGCUUGCACAUGUUUAUACUGUAUAAGCACUGAAAAAGGGACAAUACUUUUGCUUUAUUAUAAAUUCAGUGGAGAGAAUGUACUGGUAUAUUUUGUACAGUUUAGUGUUUUAUAACAAACCGAUUUUAAAAGUCAGCUGUUCCUGAGCAUGAAAAGUGUGACGUGUCACAGGGCCCUGCUGUGUGCAGUUGAAGGCCUGAGGUUAAUCCAAACAUGAGAGAACAGGUUAGUCUGCUUCUUCUCUGGGCGUUUCCUCCAGUCACCAAAGGCAAGGCUGUUUCAGCGGGAAGACUGGACCAGUUCAAACCUGUAUGGAAGCCAAGGGAAAGGACUUGAGUACUGUUUCUGUUAAAAUGACAUUAACUGUCUUUCUCUUUUUGCCCAACUGUCACAGCUUUUCAUGUAUCGUGACAUUAAAGGU